Cyprinus carpio (common carp) is the source of this 5243-nucleotide messenger RNA. RefSeq names its product G protein-activated inward rectifier potassium channel 1. NCBI's taxonomy places the organism in Eukaryota, Metazoa, Chordata, Actinopteri, Cypriniformes, Cyprinidae. Gene Ontology annotation, cellular component: plasma membrane. Gene Ontology annotation, molecular function: G-protein activated inward rectifier potassium channel activity. Gene Ontology annotation, biological process: potassium ion import across plasma membrane; regulation of monoatomic ion transmembrane transport. The record is from RefSeq and is a predicted model, not a curated record.
CAGACGCGGCGAGAGAAAUGCUCAGCGCUCAGGAGAACUGAAGAGACAAAGGGCUGCCUCGCACACUCACUCUGAGAGUCCGAAGGACACGACCUAGAUGAAAUGAAUGGAAUUUUUGUUUGAUUUCCUUGAAACAAGCUCGAUAACGCUGGAACGGGUGAGCAUUGGGUUUCGGAAGGAAACAUACUGUAAAUCUAACUGUCUGAGGCUCGUCCGGAGGAACUGAUAACCAUCAGUUUGGCUUUAACACAAAGGCUCCGAGCAACGUAAUCUUGUUAAGUUGCGUAUGUUCUGCAGCCGAGCAGACAGAGGUGAAAAAAAACCUUCCAGGUGUUGAGAAAGCAUCUAGACUAGUUGUUGAACCCAUCAGUUGUUGUGCAAAUCGCUGGACGGAAGGAUUCGCUCAUCUUUGUUCGGACUGUGUUCAUCUGUGAUGAGACUGACGAAAAUCAUCCACAACUUUGAGCUAGGGUUUGUGAAACACGAAUGAACAGAUGCGUGAAGACAUACCGUGUGUUUCAGCACCCGAGCUGCUGGACAGCGCCUGUGGAGAGUUUCCUGCGUCUCUGCUUUCAGCCCCAACGAGGAAACAUGUAUCGUUACACCGUUUCAGAAAAUAAAUAAACUAUUGUUUCCCCUUAAACUACGCUUUAGUCUGAAAUGACAGAACGCAGGUAAUGAGAACAGAGGAAAACAUCCCCGUAUGGUGAAAUAUAGGAUAAAAUGUCUGCUCUUCGUAAGAAAUUUGGAAGCGACUAUCAGGUAGUGACCACCACAUCUUCCAGCCAUCAGAAAGACAAGAGGAGGAAACGACAGCGGUUUGUCGACAAGAAUGGACGAUGCAACGUCCAGCAUGGAAACCUGGGUGGAGAGACCAGCAGAUAUCUCUCAGACUUAUUCACAACUUUAGUAGACCUCAAAUGGCGAUGGAACCUCUUCAUCUUCAUCCUCACAUACACAGUAGCCUGGUUAUUCAUGGCUUCGAUGUGGUGGGUCAUCGCAUACAUCAGAGGGGACCUGUACCGAACCCAUGAUGAGAAGUACACACCAUGCGUGGCCAACGUCUAUAACUUUCCCUCUGCUUUCCUCUUCUUUAUUGAGACAGAGGCCACUAUAGGAUAUGGCCACAGAUACAUCACUGAUAAAUGUCCAGAAGGAAUCAUUCUCUUCCUGUUUCAGUCCAUCUUGGGCUCCAUAGUGGAUGCCUUUUUAAUAGGCUGUAUGUUUAUUAAGAUGUCUCAACCCAAGAAGAGGGCAGAGACACUGAUGUUUAGUGAAAACGCAGCCAUCUCCAUGCGUGACGGUAAACUUACGCUGAUGUUCAGGGUGGGAAAUCUGCGCAAUAGCCACAUGGUUUCAGCCCAGAUUCGGUGUAAAUUACUCAAGUCCCGACAGACGCCCGAGGGUGAGUUCCUCCCCCUGGAUCAGCUGGAGCUGGAUGUGGGCUUUAGCACCGGAGCGGACCAACUCUUUCUUGUGUCACCACUCACAAUCUGUCAUGUGAUUGACACCAAGAGCCCCUUCUAUGAGCUCUCACAGCGAUCCAUGCAGACUGAACAGUUCGAAAUAGUCGUGAUUUUGGAGGGUAUUGUUGAAACGACCGGCAUGACUUGUCAAGCACGGACAUCGUACACAGAGGACGAGGUGCUGUGGGGCCACAGAUUCUACCCGGUCAUCUCUCUGGAGGAGGGCUUCUUUAAAGUGGAUUACUCUCAGUUCCACGCCACAUUUGAGGUUCCUACACCUCCCUACAGUGUGAAAGAGCAGGAUGAGGCAUUACUCAUGUCCUCUCCACUCAUGGCCCCAUCUCUGUGCAACAGCGGAGAGAAGAACAGCUCCCUGGACUGCCUGGAACUGCUGGAGGAUCAGGAGAGCACGACCAAAUUACCAACCAAGGUGCAGAAGAUGACAGGUAGAGAUGGGCUGCCCAGGAAGCUCCUGAGAAUGAGCUCCACCACAUCAGAAAUGACAUACAGCUUUGGCGAAUUGCCCAUGAAGCUCCAACGCAUCAGUUCUGUGCCUGGGGUCUCAGAGGAAAAGCAGAUUACCAAGACAACUAUGAUUGCGACAGAGUCCAUCAGCAAAUCAGUUGCAGACUUGCCACCAAAACUGCAAAGACUGGCUGGGGGAGGAGGCCGCAUGGACGGACACCUGCCCCCCAAACUCAGAAAAAUGAACUCUGAUCGUUUCACAUAGAAUAACUUUUUUCUUCAGCUGUUGUCAAAAGGGUCCUCAUUUAAUCUGAGAUGUUAAGAGUGUAUAUACAGUAUAGACAGAUAAACCAUAUAUGCUGUACUAAUGAAGUAGGUUAACAAAAUUCAAAAUGUCUGUUCCUGUGGAGGCUUCAUACACAGUGAACAAACCCAUUCAGGUUGUUGUUACUACAAGCACAAUCUGGUAUGGAUAACACCCUCAAGUGCAUGUUAAAAAAAAAAAAAAAAAAAAAUAAAAUUCUCUCCCUCUGAUGGCAUGACAAGCUGUACAUAUUUAUUUGCCAAGGAAAUUUUAGCACAUAUUCAUUUCUUCAAGCCAUAUGCCGAUAUAGCGGACAGUUCCUCCUAUGUGGCUAAUUAGGAGUUAUUCAAGUCACACAGUUGCAUUGUUUACCAUAAUAUCUGUUUAUCUAGCUUAUGUUACAAUGCAUGUUUAACUUAACAAAGGUGGUAAAUAGAUGUUCAGACAUACAAACACUAAUUCAUUGUUUUAGUGUUCAUACAUGCUUUAUUUGGAUUUCUCCUGUGCAUGGUUGCUAACUGCUAGACCAGUAAUGCCAAUAAUCUUCUUACAGCAUAAAAACAUAAUUUGUUUAUUAAUUAUUUAGAAUAGUAAAGCUAUUAAACACAGAACAAACAACAUUAUUGAGAAUUAUCAAUAAAUACAUAACUGUGGUAAGCUUUUUAUGGUAUUUAUAUUUACUGAGAAUAUUAGAAAAGGGGGAAAAAAGAAAACUCAGUUUAGAAAAGCUGGUAUCGGUAACACCUUCAUAAUAAUUCACCCCAAAAAUUAUUAUUAUUAUUAUUUAUCUCCCUCAAGUGAUUUGAAUGCGGUCUCGCUUUAUUUUGAUGAAAGAGAAGAUGGUUCGCAAAAUGUUGAUGCUGUACUUUUUAAACAAAUGAAUGCAGAAAUAAAUAAAAUAAAAAAUAAUCAAAUAAAUAAAAACAUUUGGUAAAACAUCUUUCCAGUAAGUCUCAUUAGUUCAUGUUAAUUAAUGCUUUGACUAACAAUUAGCAAUACAUUUGUUACAGUAUUUAUUAACCUUUGUUAAUAUUAGUUUUGUAACCAUAAUUAUAAGGAUUUUAAUAAAAGUUGAAAUAAAAAUUGACAGAUUAAUACAUGCUUUAGGUUUUUUUUAUUAUUAUUCAUGUUAACCAAUACAUUAAUUAAAAUUAACUAACAGUAAAAAAAACAAAAAACCUCUAAAGCAUCUUUGUCUAGUAGAGCUUUGCUGUAAAGUGAUACCAAACAGUCUAAAGUAAUAUAUGCUAUAUUCCAAGCUGAAAAUCAACACAAUGCACCCAGCAUGUCGCAAAAUGUGUUUUAUUUACACUCAUUUAGUGGAGGAAUUCUGUGUUUACUUUGCAUGCUGCUUUUCUUUAAUGCUAGUGAUCCAUAAAUUACACAAACCACCAUAAAUACUGGACAUUUCAAAGUAUUUUACAGCAAAUAGUUUCUAAAGCAGAUUACUUGACAGGGACUUUGAAAAAAAAAAGGUUAGGUCAUUAGGACUCAAUGUAAUCCCCUCUAUCCACAUUAUUAAAUUAUUUCUUCAUAAUAAGUCAGGUGAAGAAUCAAAGAAUGAAAUAUCUGCUUCUGCCUCUUCAACUUUUAAUAACCCCGGACUUAAGUGCACCUUCUGCCUUAUUGAAAAGGAUUUAAAGGAAGGUUAAUUUUAUUCCCCCUGUCACCACCACCGCCGCCGCAGCCAUUUCUUUCAGAAUUGGAAUGUAAUCAUGGGCGUCUACACAGUCAGUGAAGUAGACCUGAGCGUUAGAAGCCUUGAUUGGCUGGUCCUUUAAUGUGCUGCAGUAGUGUCUGAAUCCUGUUAAUGCACCCUCACUGAACACCUCUCUCCCAAGAGAUUUUUGGCUUGAAUUGCCAUGGAGAUCCCUGCACUUUUGUCCAUUAGGCACAGCAUCAUUAAACAAAGAGAGCUGUCACUUGAGUGUUUUACACCUGCACCCUUAUAGAUCACCACUGCUGUAUAAGCUGAACAGAUGAGAGGUGGAUUGAGAUCCACUCCAGGCAUAAGCAGUUGCACUAAAUAAUCUAGUGACUAAAUAUUCACUCUGACAGACCGACCCCUCGCUAUCAUCCUCUCAGUCACUUCUUUAUGUUGCUGGCUUUGCUAUUAAAGUCCUUUUGACUCUCCAUAACGGGUCUGUGGUCAUUAUAAAUGAAGAAAAUAAUGAGGAUUGUGGCUGAAAUCAAUACCCAAUUAAAUGUUGUCUAUAAAACCAGUCAACCAGUCUUUAAUGAACAGUUUGUUAAUUAGUUCUAUUGAUUUCAGAGCUGGGUCAUUCUCAGGAAACAUCGCUAUUAGUGUCUGUUAAUUUCAGCAAGGUGGCCUAAUAUGCUAUUGGGAAUAUCAUAAAUAUAAGUGGACGACUUGGAAAUUGCACUUAUUACAAUUAUAACUUGACAAAUAUUUUGAUAGUUGAGUUAGGAUGACAAACAAUGGAUUAGAUAAAUUUUCAGCAGUGAAUGGUAGGUUCAUGAAUUCUUCGAAAUGCUGUGUUAGAUGUCGCAGUUAUCAAGUAAAAAUUGAUUACAUUAAUAAACUUUAUUACAUUAAUAAAGUUCACUAUCAUCUUAAUUUUCAGACAAAUUAAGCCAUAUUUCUGAAAAUCAUCCAGCACCUUUAUUAUCAUCCAUGUUUAAUUUAAAUAGUACUUUAAUUUUGGAGUUUGUGGGGGGGGGACAUUAGUUUCUACUGUGGAUUUGGGUGUUGGCUGAGGAACAGAGUGUGUGGGUAUUUCUGUGCAAUUUAUUGUGGAUGCUGUAUGUACUAAGUAACAAACAGCAUUUGUUUGCUUGUUGAUUAUCUACUAUACUUGCAUAGAUUCCAAAGUCCCUGGUUGGAAGCACAAGUUGGAAUCCAAACGAUUUUAUCUAUCUCACAUUCACAGGCAUGUUACAUCCCCACAUUUGAAAUGCAAUGCAGAAUUACACUGUAUAUUAACACAAGGCUGGCACAGCAUUUUCGAAGAACUGUUUUGGAACCUUCACACUACAUCAUAUGUAUA